CUUUGGAAAUGGCUUUCGCAGUCGAGUUUUUACUUUCCUAGACCACACAUUAUUUUUUGAAAUGUUUUCGAGAGUGCUUGGGGUAUUUUUUCUGCCUGCAGCAGAUCCUGUCGCAGCGAAACUUCCAUUUCUGGGAUCUGCAUGGCCCACAACAAUUCUACUUUUAAGCUAUCUUGUCUUUGUCUUAAAAUGGGGCAAAAUAUUUAUGGAGGGCCGAAAACCGUUUAAUUUAACAAAAAUACUAAUUUGGUAUAAUAUUUUUCAAGUUAUUUAUAAUUUUCUUAUGUUUUCUGGUGGAUUCUACUUCUUCUUAAUUAAACCAAUGUACGACUUGGAUUGUAUGCCAACUAUUGCUCUGGACCAUCCCAAUAAGAAUACUGAAAGAGCAUUAGCCUAUAUUUAUUUCAUCAAUAAGAUAAUAGAUCUUUUGGAUACCAUCUUCUUUGUGCUUCGAAAGAGUUACAAGCAGAUUACAGUACUGCACGUCUUCCACCAUGUUUUGAUGGUCUUUGUCAUAUAUUGGGUGGUUAGAUUCUAUGGAGUCGGAGGACAAUUUAUGAUCAUGGGACUUCUAAACACAUUUGUGCACACCGUGAUGUACUUUUAUUACAUGGUUUCUGCAAAGUACUCUGGCCUGAAAGGAAGUAUUUGGUGGAAGAAGUACAUAACCCUGAUUCAAAUAAUUCAAUUUAUUAUUGUAUUGUCACAAUGUGUUUAUAUAUAUUUCUUUAAUCCACAAUGUAAAUUCCCAACGAGUUUACAGUUUUUGCUUUCGUCAUGUUCUUCUUUAUUCAUUGUAAUGUUCACGAGUUUUUAUAUUAAGACGUAUACCACGCCUCGUCCACAAAAACAGCAUUAGGGAAUUCGAAAUUAUUAAAUCUAUAUAAUUCGCAGAUCUAACGUAAUUUUAAUAAAUGCCAAAAAAAAAAAAUAAUAAAGAUUGUUGAUUAU
Molecule: messenger RNA, 951 nt
Organism: Drosophila sulfurigaster albostrigata
Lineage: Eukaryota; Metazoa; Arthropoda; Insecta; Diptera; Drosophilidae
Product: elongation of very long chain fatty acids protein F-like
Exons: 3
Coding region: 62-859 (265 amino acids)
Biological process (GO): fatty acid elongation, saturated fatty acid; fatty acid elongation, monounsaturated fatty acid; sphingolipid biosynthetic process
Cellular component (GO): endoplasmic reticulum membrane
Molecular function (GO): fatty acid elongase activity
Source: RefSeq, a predicted model, not a curated record